Molecule: messenger RNA, 909 nt
Organism: Brenthis ino (lesser marbled fritillary)
Lineage: Eukaryota; Metazoa; Arthropoda; Insecta; Lepidoptera; Nymphalidae
Source: the annotation of a GenBank genome assembly
AUGAGUGUACGUCGAUCGCCCCCGAGUACUGUGUCUCAAAAUAAAAUGAUAUCAACAGGAGGCAGCAGUAGCUCUCAACCAGAUUUAUCUAAACUUGGUACGGCUGAACGCGACAUAAAAAGCAUAUCCUUAAGAAAAAGAAAGACCCCGGAAAGUGACUUUACUUGCCAACUCAACGACUUUAAAUAUGAAAUUCUAGAUAUACUUAAGGAAUCUAGUAGAAUGCAAACUGAAAAUAUAAACACAAUAAGCGAGCACAUCUCAUCAAUCAAAGAACAACUGAAAGAUAUAAAAAUAACAACCGAACAUUUAGUGAAAGAGAACCAUAAUCUUAAAUCACAAAUCCAGACACUUACCAAUAUUGUGGAAAAAAACGAUGAAAUUAUAACAUCUCUUCAAGGAGAAGUGCAACAACUUAAAUCUAAAACCUCAGUAUCAACAUUGGAUAAUGCCUUACCUACCACAUGUGAUGAAAUGAUCAUUGAAAUCAACGAACGCACAGAGAGAAGUAAAAACAUAAUAAUAGUGGGAAUUCCGGAAAUGCACUUUGAUAACAUGGAAGAGAAAAGAGAAAAGGAUAGAUACGAAGUCGAUAAAAUUGUAAAAUCUAUUUUUCCAGAUUGUCCAAAACCAGAGAGAGUAAUGCGACUUGGUAAAUACGACAUAAACAAAAGGCGUUCACUUAAAAUUUGCUAUUCUAGUCCGGAAAUAGUGAAAAAUAUACUUCGAAAUAAACAUAAACUUAAAGAAGAUAGUAUCCGAAUUUAUUCUGACCAGACUCCAUUUCAGCAAAAGAUCAUGAUAAAUUUAAAAAAUGAGCUCAUAAAACGCUCAGCUGAAGGAGAAAAAGAUCUUAUGAUAAAAUAUGUAAAAGGGAUCCCUAAAAUUAUUAAACAAAAUUCAAAAAAC